Molecule: messenger RNA, 1249 nt
Organism: Blastocystis hominis
Lineage: Eukaryota; Bigyra; Opalinata; Blastocystidae
Exons: 5
Coding region: 1-1236 (411 amino acids)
Source: RefSeq, a predicted model, not a curated record
AUGGGCUUUGGAAUGCGACAUGGAAUGAAUCGAGGAAUGAUGAAUCGAGGAAUGAUGCACCAAGAAAUGGGCGUUGGAGCGAGCGAUGAUCUUUCUCUGGGGAUGAAUCCUCGCUUGAUUCGGCAGCUGUAUCGCGAAAUGCAUGGUCGUCCGCGUCGUUUGGAAGAGAUGGGCGAAGUGGUCUUCUUCGACACUCUGGCCUCUCCCGUGGAAGUGCCUCCGCGCGUGAGUUUUGUGACGCCUUCGGCCUCGUCGGAGGUGCGCGCGAACGACCUGGUAACGCUGACGUUCGACGCUCCCGUCGUUCAGGGGAGCGGCGAAGUGUUCGUCGGUUCGUCCUCUCCGGAUCAGUCGGUUUCGCUCCUCUGGGUCGAGGGCCUCGUGGCGUGCUUCCGUCUCCCUUCGCUGCCCGCGGGCGCGGUGGUCCUUCGGGUGCCCGCAGGCGCCGUGCGCUCGGCGGAGAGCGGCGCGGCGAGCGAGGAGUUCCGUCUGUCUCGCCAAGACGCGUGGGAGAUGAGCGGAGACAGCGCGCUGGCGAGCUGCGUGCUGGCGACGCCGAUCGUGGCUCGCUCCCACGGCGUGGUUCGGUUCGCGUGCGACGGUCGCGUGGGUCUGCCGGUGGGGUGCGCGGUGCGUCUGGCGGAGGAGGACUACGGCGUGGACGAUCUGCUGGUCAGCAACGACACGCUGGCCUUCGUGGUGCGGUCGGAGCUGCAGCUGGGCGCUUCGUACACGGCGCAGUUCGUGGGGUGCGGCGUGGAGCUGGAGGCCGAAGUGCAGGCAGCGUCGGAGAUCCCCGCGCCCUCGCUGCUUCGAGCGGAGCCCGCGCAGACGCUGUUCGCGGGAGAGACGUACCAGUUCGCGCUGACGUUCGACGAGGCCGUGACGAUCGUCUCGCAGGACGCUCUGCGGUUUGCCAGCGACGGCGUGGAGCUGCCUGGAUUGGCGGCGGGCGCGACGGUUUCGUCGGAGGGCCAUGUGAUUCGGUUUGAGUAUACGGUGCCGAGCGAGGCGGCGAAGGCGGUCUUGACGAUCACGCUGCGCGGCGAAGCGGUGCAGGACGAUAUGCAGCGCGCGCUGCCGAGCGAUGUGACGUUCACGCGACGUGUGGAAAGCCCGUGCGGACCUGCCUAUCUGGCCGCGCUGUCCGCGAACGCGGGAGUGUGCAGAUGCCGGCGAAGCAGCGCGCGCUGCGAGUGCCAGUGCGGCAAGCUGGGAGCAUCGAUGGAGUUCUAAGUGUUUGUAGUCU